Molecule: messenger RNA, 1151 nt
Organism: Phanerochaete carnosa HHB-10118-sp
Lineage: Eukaryota; Fungi; Basidiomycota; Agaricomycetes; Polyporales; Phanerochaetaceae
Exons: 6
Coding region: 1-1149 (382 amino acids)
Source: RefSeq, a predicted model, not a curated record
AUGAGUGGUGUUUGGGAAGCUCCUCCUCAGCCUCCCACCAAGCUUGGCCGCUACCGGCAACUGGCACCUCUGGCAGGCGUGCAUGUCUCGCCCAUACAACUCGGCGCUAUGAGUAUCGGUGAUGCGUGGCAGAAGUUCGGCAUGGGUGCGAUGGACAAGGAGAGCAGCUUCCAGCUGCUUGACGCGUACUACGACGCUGGUGGAAACUUUAUUGACACAGCCAACGCCUACCAGGAUGAGACGUCUGAGCUGGUCAUCGGCGAGUGGAUGGAAAAGCGCGGCAACCGUGAACAGAUUGUCCUCUACACCUCCAACUACAAAUAUGGCACUUCGUUCAGCGAGAUUCCCCAAAAGACGCAUUACAUCGGCAAUAACCUCAAAUCACUGCACAACUCUGUGAACGCGUCGCUCAAAAAGCUGCGUACGGACUAUAUCGACAUCCUAUACGUGCACUGGUGGGACUACGUUACCAGCGUCGAGGAGGUCAUGAAUGGUCUCCACAACCUCGUCGCGCAAGGCAAGGUGCUCUAUCUCGGCGUCUCCGACACGCCUGCAUGGGUCGUCUCAAAGGCCAAUACCUACGCGCGCAUGGCCAACAAGACGCCAUUCGUCAUCUAUCAAGGAGAGUGGAGUAUCAUGAAGCGUGAUCUUGAGCGCGAUAUUUUGCCUAUGGCUCUUCAUGAAGGCAUGGCCAUAGCACCUUGGGGCGUCCUUGCCGGCGGCAAGGUCCGUACAGACGCAGAAGAACAGCGCCGCAUCGAGUCGGGUGAGGGCGGUCGCACCAUGUUCGGCGACUGGAAGCGAACCGAGGAAGAACGAAAGAUCUGCUCGGGUCUCGAAAAGGUUGCCGCCGAUAUUGGCGCGAAGAGCAUCACCUCUGUUGCUAUUGCAUAUCUCAUGCAGAAAGCUCCCUACAUCUUCCCGGUCAUUGGCGGACGCAAGGUCGAGCAUCUGUACCAGAACUUAGAGGCACUCGAUAUCUCUCUCACUCCCGAGCAAAUCAAAAGCCUCGAUGACAUUGCGCCGUUCGACAAAGGCUUCCCAUUCGCCUCCUUCGGUGAUGGAUCCUACUACAGUCAUAGGUACACGGCCACAGGCCACUUCGACAAGUGGCCUGCUCCUCAGGCAAUUCGACCUGCGUCGAAAUAGUA